CACAUCGUAAGUUUACAGUUGGUACAAUCCGAUGCCCUUCGCUUGGUGAAUGAGGAGCUGAAGGCCGCGGCUGGUGUAAACAGAAGGUAGAAACCAUGGUGAACUUGGCAGCCUUUGCCCGCCAGUACUGGGCGCACAUAUUUGUCCCCACAGGCUUUGUCAUUGGAUGGUACCUUGACAAGCAACAGGACCAGAAGUUGACAGCUUUCAGAAACAAGAGUGCUUUGUACGGAAGGGAACUGAAGCCUGGUGAGGAGGUGACCUGGAGGUAGACUGCUCUCUACUUGAAAGCCUGUGUCGUGUGGUGUGAACGAAUGGGUGUCCUCAAAUCACAAUAUUUAAGAAGACUCCUGUACCUCUGUUUUUGAGUUGUAUCAACCAAUAAUAAAGAUGCCAUUAAUUAAAAUCA
This is a messenger RNA of Pelmatolapia mariae (spotted tilapia), 409 nucleotides long. RefSeq names its product NADH dehydrogenase [ubiquinone] 1 beta subcomplex subunit 1-like. The record is from RefSeq and is a predicted model, not a curated record. NCBI's taxonomy places the organism in Eukaryota, Metazoa, Chordata, Actinopteri, Cichliformes, Cichlidae. The transcript is spliced from 3 exons. Gene Ontology annotation, cellular component: mitochondrion. The coding region runs from base 96 to 272 and encodes 58 amino acids.